This is a messenger RNA of Ramularia collo-cygni, 459 nucleotides long. RefSeq lists its product as uncharacterized. Lineage: Eukaryota; Fungi; Ascomycota; Dothideomycetes; Mycosphaerellales; Mycosphaerellaceae. The transcript has 3 exons. The coding region runs from base 1 to 459 and encodes 152 amino acids. The record is from RefSeq and is a predicted model, not a curated record.
AUGGCCAACAGCGGAGGCCAGGUCAAUCUUUCGCACGAGGAAAUCUGGGACGACUCGGUCUUGGUGUCAUCUUGGAAUGAAGCGUAUGAAGAAUAUCAAAAGUACCACAGUCUGGCAGCGAAAGGCGAAAAGGCAUCUCCACAGCCAAAAAGGGCCGAAGUCUUCAAGGCCGAGUCCAAAGCAACAUCAAAUGGUGUCACAUCGCAGCAGCCUACAACGUUCACGCCCGUGAAUUUUGCUGGACCAGGUAUACCAUCAUCAGCAUCGGAAACACCCUGCAAGGCUGCACCUCUGCCUACGGCUGCGAGUCUGUCAAGCGUGCCACAGACACUUCUUGGUGGCACACAAGAUGAAACGAUGAAGAAUCUCAUGAUGUCGUGGUACUAUGCUGGUUACUACACUGGACUACUCGAGGGCAAGCAGCAAGCCUUUGCGAGCCUGGAGGAAGGUGGUGGCUGA